AUGCCGUACGCGUACGUGGACGUAUCUUCAGCGUACCGUCAGAUAUACCGCAGACGUAUCGAUACAGGUACGCUUCCCGAUGCGUACCAAACACGUACUGAGCCGAGGUCGAUCGAAAUACCAUCAGCGCAAGAGCCGCCAGCACGCGGAGUUUCCGCACCCAAACCGUGUCCGUUGCGCAUCGAGACCGUUUUGAUCAAUCUGGAAGCUGGGAAAAGGACACCACUAGAGCAGAAACUUCAGCGUCAAUUUUGGUGCUCGUCGGCAAUAGCCUUCUUCAAGCCCAAUCAACCAGAUGGUGCUCAUGAUAAUGCCUUUGUUUCCGAUAUUUUGUAA
Molecule: messenger RNA, 336 nt
Organism: Didymodactylos carnosus
Lineage: Eukaryota; Metazoa; Rotifera; Eurotatoria; Philodinida; Philodinidae
Source: the annotation of a GenBank genome assembly